Chenopodium quinoa (quinoa) is the source of this 1713-nucleotide messenger RNA. RefSeq lists its product as uncharacterized. The record is from RefSeq and is a predicted model, not a curated record. The transcript is spliced from 6 exons. Bases 1 to 1713 code for a protein of 570 amino acids. NCBI's taxonomy places the organism in Eukaryota, Viridiplantae, Streptophyta, Magnoliopsida, Caryophyllales, Amaranthaceae.
AUGGCAGAAAACACUUUGAACAAUGCUAAUCUUCCUCUGAAUCAAAAUCCAGCUAGCAUUUACUAUAUUCAUCCUUCUGAUGCUAACUCAAUACAGCUUGUUUCAUUCAAAUUCAAUGGAGAUGGCUUCACAAGUUGGAAGAGAGCUAUGUUGUUGAUGCUUUCACCAAAGAACAAAGCAGGCUUCGUUAAUGGUAACUACACCAAACCGGUUGAUGAAACAAGUCUAGAACACAAAGCUUGGGAGAGAUGCAAUGAUUUGUGUGAUGUUCUUGAGAUCAACAAGGGAAGUCUGGCUCGAUCUGGAAGAGAGUCUGUUUGGGAUGCUAUUGAUGAAGCAAAUCCACUUCCUUAUUGCACUUGCAACAAUUACACAUGUAACUUGACUAAGAAGAUAUUUGAGAGGCAUCAGGCAAAAAUGGUGAUCCAAUUCAUGAUGAAAUUAUCUGAUAAAUUUGGAAAAAUUAGAGGAAAUAUGCUCAUGAUGCCUACUUUGCCUAAAAUCACAGAAGCAUAUAGAAUGUUUGCUCAAGAGGAGAAACAUAGAGAAAUUGCUCAGCUGAGUAAUAAUCCUGAGUCAAUGGCUUUUUUAGCUGAGAAGAGGAAGUUUAGAAACUUUCAGAAGCAAAACAAUUAUUCUCAGUUCAGGAAUUUUGCAGGAGAACAGAAGAUAGAUAAGCCUGGAUCGAGAUACUAUUGCACUCAUUGUGAGAUACCCGGACACAGCAUUCACAGGUGUUUCAAGCUUAAAGGAUUUCCUCCAAGCUUCAAAGGAUUCAAAGAUAAGAGAGUUGCUGCAAUGAGCUUCAGUGAAACUGAAGAUAUGGAUGAACAGCUUGCCAAGCCUAUCACUGUAGCACAAUACAAUCAGAUAAUGACAGCUUUUGCAACUCUGAAUAGAACUGAUUCCAAGGCCGAGAGCUCUAAGAGUAUGGUUAUGAUGGUAGGUAAUAUCUGUUUCUUAUCUUGUUCAGAUUCUAAAUGGCUGCUGGAUAGUGGUGCAACUGACCACAUAUGUUCUGAUAUAAAAAUUUUCAUUGAGUAUAAGGUUGCAUCUAAUAUGACUAAAUACAUAACUAUUCUUGAUGGCAGUAGGGUAUUGGUCAAACAUAUAGGUGUUGUUAAGCUGAAUAAUGACAUUUUCCUGCAUAAUGUCUUGCAUGUACCAGAUUUUAAGUUCAAUCUUAUAUCUAUGCACAAAUUAUGCAAGGAUUUGAUGUGUGAGUUACAUUUCACUCAUGAUAGGUGUUUUGUGCACACACAAAGAGGUCAAUCGAUUCCUCUUGGUAGUUUGAGUGCUGGAUUGUACAAAUUUCAAAAGGAUCGGGACACUGGUGUUAGCAGUUCUGUGCAUGCUGGAAGUAGAGUAUGUUUGGCUGCUGUUGAAGAUGCUAAACUUUGGCAUUUGAGAUUAGUUUACUUGAUCAAUAGAAUGCCCUUAAAAGUAAUUGGUAAUGAUAUUCCUUUCAAGAGGUUAAAAGAUACUGAUACAGAACACUGGUGCAAUCUGGUGAUCUAUGACAAUUUUCCUGAUAAUCAUAAGUGUUUUAUUGCUCACACUUGUGACGACAUUCAUGAACCUCUCAACUAUGCUCAAGCUGUUAAAGAUCCUCUAUGGGUAGAAGCUAUGCAAAAGGAUAUUGAUGCUCUUGUCAAGAAUGGCACUUGGAUUCUGGUUGACUUGCCUAAGGGAAAAGAAGGCUACUGGUUAUAA